This is a messenger RNA of Colletotrichum gloeosporioides, 2790 nucleotides long. RefSeq lists its product as uncharacterized. Gene Ontology annotation, cellular component: actomyosin contractile ring; cell cortex of growing cell tip. Bases 1 to 2790 code for a protein of 929 amino acids. Gene Ontology annotation, molecular function: MAP kinase scaffold activity. NCBI's taxonomy places the organism in Eukaryota, Fungi, Ascomycota, Sordariomycetes, Glomerellales, Glomerellaceae. The transcript has 2 exons. The record is from RefSeq and is a predicted model, not a curated record.
AUGAAUGGCCGCAAUGCGCCUCUCUCACCUGUCUCUCUAGGUGGCGGAAGUGAAUGGUCUGUUGGCAAAUACCAAUCCAUCAACGAAGAUCCGUACGCAAACAACCGUAGCAACAUCGUCUCUCCCCCGAAUUCCGGAGGCUCAAACGGCGCCAUGAAUGGCGGUUUCCCUCCCGGCCCGCGAAGCGCUGGCGGGCCCUCACCGCCGCCCUCUGUCGGCCGCUCCAGCAGCGGCACAAACAUGUACGCCAGAAGUGAGAGCGGAAGGAGUAUCCGCGAAGAGCAAGCCGAGGGCAUCCUUGGCGAACACUAUGUUGCCCUGAAGAACUUUUUGAAUGGCGGCCAAGGAGGCCGUCCUACGCCCCCUAACAAGGCACGCGACAAGCUGCUGCGACUGUCUUCUGUCCAGUUUCUCGAACUCAGUACUGAUGUUUUCGAUGAGCUGAUGCGAAGACAAUCUCUCGGCCGAAGGCCCUCGGGCCCUGGGUCCCAACCCCCUCCCCCUUACCUGAUGCCCGAAUCCAACUUCCACCCGAAACGUAACCAGGCGAGACAAAAGCUGUCUUCCCUCGGCCCUCCCCGAUUUCGCGAUCUCGCGACCGACGUCUACUGCGAACUAGAGAGGAGGUUUCCCCGCUUUGCUGCUGGAGAUAUGCCCAGAGUGGGUAGCCCCGUAUCGGUCCGUUCGCAAGCGACCGUGAAUGGUGGUUACCCGCCGAGGAGCCAAAGUAGGAGUCAGAGUCGGACGAGACGGCCCUCCGAUGCCAGCUCAAUGCGAGGAGGACCGCCCCGGGGCGAUCCUUAUGGUGUGCCUCCGUCGCCGGGCUUGCCUCCGGGAGGCGAGUAUAACCGGCCAAUGCAGAAGCAAUUCCAGAGCAACACGAUUGUGCCGAACAAGAGUACAAUGGUGGAAGAAGAUGACGAUGCGAGCCCAAAUGAGGACGGCGACGAGGCUUUUGGUCUGGAGCGCACGGCAACAAACCGCACGAGUAAGAGGAGCCAGGCCACGGAGCAAAGUGCGGUAGCAUCAGAGGCCGACAAGAAGCUUUUAGACGAAUAUCAAUCUCAGGUCCGAGAGCUACGGGAAAAGCUCGACGCAAUGGAAGACGUCAUGAAGAAGAAGGACGAUGAAAUGAACAGCAUCCUUGACGGCGAAAGAUCACGAUCGACGGCUGUCAAUAUGGAAAAGAAGGAGUUUGCCGAUCUCCGACUCAGCCUUGAGAAUAAGCUCGCUGAGGCUCAGGACGUGAACGACAACUUAAGACAAGAGUUGGACCGCAUGAGAGACGAGCAUGCCAACGAAUCCAGGCAGCUCAGAGAGCAGGUCGACGACCUGCGGCAAUCCAACAUGACCGCCGCUGCGAACGUCAGCUCCGGAAACGCCGACCGGGAACUGCAGCGGGAAAACGAGCAGCUGCGCAGAUCCUUGCAAGAGCAACAACAGGUUACGGAGGAGGCUCGUCGCGAGGCUCGUGAGUUUUUGCGCGAGAUGAAGAUGCUAUCGCAACAAAGUGGAUCUUCCUGGCAAAAGCAAGAAGAGUUGGAGAAGACUAUCGACCAGCUCGAAGGCGAAGUUCGCGAGUGGCGGAACCGAUACGCUCGCACCAAGACGCAACUUCGCGACAUGCGCGCUGCUUCACUCGGGUUGAAUGUUGAGCAGGAUGCGGCCAAAUACGUGCGCGAGAAGGGAUUCCUGCAGCAGAACGGAGCAGUCAAGGACGUUCACGUUACCAAGUUCCAGAUUGCCAUUGACGAGCUUCUGCAGAGAGCUCGGUCAGACGACCCCGACAAGGUCGUUGACUCUAUGAAGCAGGUCGUUGUCAGCGUUCGCCGGAUUACUAAGGACAUCGACGAAGCAGCGCAAACCAACGAGGAGCUGAUGCAGCAGCGAUCGAAGCUCAAGGGCAAGAUUUCCUCCUCUGCCAACAAUCUUAUUACCUCGUCCAAGAACUUUGCUGCUUCGGGUGGCAUUUCGCCCGUAUCAUUGCUCGACGCCGCCGCUUCUCACCUAGUUGCCGCCAUCGUCGACCUCCUUCGAGCUGUCAAGAUUCGCAAUACUCCCGAUGGCGAGCUCGAGGACGACGAUGAUGGCACUAUUACGCCUGUGGACUCCACUGGAUUCUUCUCCCCGAGGACUGCCUCCAGACAAGAAUCAAUGAUCCAGGAUUCAGUUCCUGCGCCAUUGCCAUUGGGACAGGCACCCCCGCCCUUCCAGGGUCUUGGUGGCAGAGCCAGCAUGGACUCCUCGGCCUACAGCCCCAUCAAUUCCCCUCGUCAAUCCGCCGACACCUACAACCGAGGACCUAACGGCAUGAAUGGGAUGAAUGGCAUGGGCUACAAGAACGGCCCCACCAAUGGGUACGGCAUGCGCCAAGAUAACCAGGCAGAGGAGCUCAAGGUCUACCUCGACGAUCAGACCGCUAUCCUGGUUCAGAACAUCCAGAAUCUCGUCGGCUCCAUCCGAAGCGAUGCCUCUAUCAACCAAAUUACGUCCGAGAUCAACGGCAUCACCGAAGUGGUCGGAAAGGUUAUUUCUGAGACGGAGGCUUCUGGCAACGGCGCCAUGAUCGCUCGCCUGGCCGCCUGCCGCGAGAGACUUCUUGAGGCCAGCGAACGGGGCCUGGACAUCGACCGUGGUCAGGACGUUGGUGCUACAGGACGCAACGAUCGCGAGUGGCGCAUGUGGACGCAGACCCUGCCUCCCAUCGCCUUCGAGAUCGCCAGGGAGACCAAGGAGUUGGUCCAGCGAGUUGACCAACUGGUUAUGAAUGGAGGCGACGACUUCUCCUAA